GUCCCACCAAGUCGCCGUCGCGAUCGGCUAUCACAUGCGGCAAGGACGGCAUGUCGUGAAUUCUUACAAGAGUCUCUUCGAUACAGUCUUUUACAGAAAUGAGCUGAAGGCUGCUGUUCAAGCCUUCCGCAGCAAGCUGCAGGUGAACAUCACCUUCACGCACCCUGCCAUGACACUUGAGGACAUGCACGCAGCAACUUCCGUCAUCUACGAAAGGGCACGGUUGCUGUCCCCAGUGUCAGAGAAGUUUCAGGAGACCACCACAUGGCGCUGGGGUGCUUGUGCCAAAGCGAACCUUGCUGUCGGUGCAUUCCAGCAUCUCCUCGACCCCGAUGGCGCUCGGUUUUUCGUCGGUCUUGGGCUUAUGUACUACGACGGCUUGGGCGUGGCCCGCGACUUCAAGAAGGCUCGGGAACUCUUUGAACACGGCACGGAGAGGGGCGACGCCAUAGCCAGCACCAAUCUGGGACUCAUGUACCAAAACGGGCAAGGCGUAACGCAAGACUUUCACAAGGCGAUAGAACUGUAUGAGCUGGGCAUCAAAAGAGGCGACAGCUUUGCCUUCAAUAGGCUUGGAUUCUUGUACGAGGCUGGAAAAGGUGUCGUCCAAGACUUCCGCAGGGCCAAAGAAUUGUAUGAAAUGGGCAUCGACAAGGGCAACGAGGCUGCCCGCUAUAGCCUUGGUCGCUUGUACCAGCACGGUCUGGGGGUGGCCCGCGACUUUCAGAAAGCACGGGAGCUUUUUGAGCUGGCCCAUACUUCUGGCGACCCUGAGGCACCCUUUGGCCUUGGAAGCAUGUACCAGUUGGGGCAAGGUGUGACGAAAGACUUCCUUGCAGCCAAAACUAUGUACGUGACGGGCAUCCAAAGGGGCAGCGUUUACGCUCCUGCUGCCCUCGGCAGCUUGUACCACGACGGCUUGGGGGUGGCUCGUGACUUCAAGAAGGCGCGGGAACUCUAUGAAUUCGGCACAGACAGGGGCGACCCCGCAGCCAGCACCAAUCUGGGACUCCUGUACCAGUACGGGAAAGGCGUAACGCAAGACUUUCACAAGGCGGUAGAACUGUAUGAGCUGGGCAUCAAAAGAGGCGACAGCUUUGCCUUCAAUAGGCUUGGAUUGUUGUACGAGGCUGGAAAAGGUGUGGUCCAAGACUUCCGCAGGGCCAAAGAAUUGUAUGAAAUGGGCAUCGACAAGGGCAACGAGGCUGCCCGCUAUAGCCUUGGUCGCUUGUACCAGCACGGUCUGGGGGUGGCCCGCGACUUUCAGAAAGCACGGGAGCUUUUUGAGCUGGCCAUGGAAGGGGGCGACUCUUCGGCCUUGGUUGGUCUUGGCAGCAUGUACCAGUACGGGCAAGGUGUCGCACAAGAUUUCCACAGGGCCAAAGAACUGUAUGAGAUGGGCAUUGACAAGGACAAUGCUGAGGCACCCACUGCCCUCGGGAACAUGUACUACCACGGCCUCGGGGUGGCCCUUGACUUUCAGAAGGCGCGGGAGCUUUUUGAGCUGAGCCUGGAAAGGGGAUUGCCCGGAGCCGCCACAGGCCUUGGACUCCUGUACGAGAAUGGGCACGGUGUAGCACAGGAUUUUCAUAAGGCCAAAGAGCUGUAUGAGAAGGGCAUCAACCUCGGCGACAACCUGGCCCCCGAACUUCUUGGACGCAUGUACCGCGAUGGUGUCGGGGUGUACGAGCAUUGGGACAAGGCCAAGGAACUCUAUGAGAUGGGCAUCGAGAGGGGCAGCGCUGAAGCUGCGACAAGCCUUGGGUACCUUUACCAGCAGAUGGCUCACGUCUUUAAGACGUCUGCUAAGUAUUCCCCCGUCGAGCGAGAGGAUUAUCAAGGUAUAGCCUUACGCAAGGCCAAAGAGGUCUACGAGUUGGCCAUUUCGCGGGGUAGCACUUCUGCUUUGCGGUACCUGGCCCUUCUGUACAAGACCGAUCUGAAAUCCGAUAAGCUGGCUUGUCAGUGGAUGGCCAAGGCAAAAUCGGCCGGGGAUGGUCAGGCUGCCGGCAAAUUGGCCGACUGGCAUUGCUGA
This is a messenger RNA of Symbiodinium sp. CCMP2456, 2035 nucleotides long. NCBI's taxonomy places the organism in Eukaryota, Dinophyceae, Suessiales, Symbiodiniaceae. The record is from the annotation of a GenBank genome assembly.